Messenger RNA from Fusarium poae, 1875 nucleotides. RefSeq lists its product as uncharacterized. Lineage: Eukaryota; Fungi; Ascomycota; Sordariomycetes; Hypocreales; Nectriaceae. The record is from RefSeq and is a predicted model, not a curated record. Bases 1 to 1875 code for a protein of 624 amino acids. The transcript is spliced from 3 exons.
AUGGAGGAAUACGAAGCCAACCGUAAGGCUCGUCUUGAGCAUGACAAAGAAUGGUGGGGGAAUAGCCACUUUGAACCUGGAAAAGAAGACCCAGAUCGCCAACACAUAUACGCUCACAACCCUCCAAUCUCUAACGAGGAGUUUCAGGAGACAUGGAAGACAUACAAUGAAUCGAUCCAAAACCCCGAGACAGGGGUGCAUGAUUCCCUAUCAGACCACUUGCGGCCCAGCACUCCUCCCACAGAGAAAGCCAUGAGGCAGCUGCGAGGUCUGAAGAAACAGGGCGUGAACAUCACAGAAGAGUUGGCCAAGGAGGUUAUCAGUCACUACACGACAAACAGCGGGAUGGUCGCCGCCUUGACAGAGUGGUCUCAAGACGAAACAAGCAUCCCUGUCGAACACGCCAACGAAUUGCAGAAAGGGACGAACCGAUUGAUGCUCGAAAUGGCCAAGCAGAUGCGUGACUUACAAUUCGAGUUGGACCAAACAAAGACAUCUCUCCAAAUUGCCGAAGAAGACGCCCAAAAGUUGGCAGCAUUUCAUGAAACAGCUUUCCAAAAGGUAAAUAACCGCAGGGUAGCGUGGAUCAGAAACAAGGGUAUCUAUGAUGGACUCUCAGGGAACGAUGAACGGGCAGGUGCACGUCUCCAAGUCCUCCUGAACGAAACAACCGACCACUGGAAUGAAAUCCACCUCAUGUACGACACAGCAGAGUGUCUACCUAGGAUAGAAACUCCAGAGCAGGGGGGUGAUGCUGGUGAUAUGGGUCUACCGAGCGCAUUUGAGCAGAGAGGAAGGGAAUUGAGAGACAAAGGAAACCAGAUCGAAAAACUCAAGAGAGAGCUCCAGGAAAAGGAACAGGUCGUCGAGAACCUCAAACUCAAACGUGACAAGUCCUCUUUCUUGUCUUCCUUCGAAGUGUCGAGAGAAAAUACCCCAGAGAAUAGCCGAGUGCCUUCAGUGACUUCAAUGGCACCGUCUGUUAAUUCGAUUCAGAUGGAAGAAGAGAUGAAGAGACUCAAACAAGAGAACUCCGACCUCCAACAAAAGUUGGCAGACACUUUCAAGCAGAAUGAGAGCAAACUCCAGGAAGCCUCCGAAGAGACUAGAAAUCUCAGAGCCGAGGUGCAAACGCAGAAGGAAGACAUCAAACAGUUCAAUAACAGGAUCCUUGUGAAGGAUAGAGAGUUCACAAAGCAUUUCAACAAUAUCAGGCAAGAGGGCAAUCUUUACCGGAACCGCCUGAAAUUAUUUGAGGUUGCCCGAUUCAGGACGGCUGACAGCUUGAUCGCGGCAAUUGGAAAGGAUGAUACGCCCUCCUAUAUCAAGCAGAAGAUCGGCCUCAGGGACUGGGUCAACUACCUCAACAUACUUUCCUUCAUCCAGACCAGCGCCUACCUUCAGCUUGCUCUCAUAGAAGGCGCGGAAAGAGUGGCCGAACGUAUCUUGGUUGAUUUACAAAACUGGGCCAAGUUAUGUCACAAGGAUUUUGAAACGAUGUACCCAAGUGUCAACAUUCAAAUCGGAACCUCGAUUCGCAUCCUUGAUGCCGUAAAGAUGCUCUUGACUACAAAAGAAGAAACGGACGUAAAAGUUGCCCUAGACACUAUCAAAGAUGGAGUCAAUAUCUUCGGACAAUAUGACCGUGGGUUGGCCUUUUCCCAACUUCACAAUCUUGCUCAAGGUAUCUUGAAGAAGUCUGGCGAUGGAGGCGACACCAAAUGGUACAUGAAAAGGACUCAAUUCAAGGCCACUUUGGAAGAGAAGUUAUAUCAGAAAGGACAAAAGGAAGAGGUUUAUGAAAGACGAGGAUUAACGUCAGGACGAAGGUUAGGACAAAGAUCAGCACGAAGGUCAGGACGAAGGUCAGGAUAA